Molecule: messenger RNA, 6932 nt
Organism: Neogale vison (American mink)
Lineage: Eukaryota; Metazoa; Chordata; Mammalia; Carnivora; Mustelidae
Gene: FUBP1
Product: far upstream element binding protein 1
Exons: 22
Coding region: 124-2190 (688 amino acids)
Biological process (GO): regulation of DNA-templated transcription
Cellular component (GO): nucleus; cytoplasm
Molecular function (GO): mRNA binding
Source: RefSeq, a predicted model, not a curated record
UACGGCACGAUGGUCGCACAAGAAUGUGAUACAGGCUCGACGGCCGCCAUUUUCUUUCUUUCUUAGCAGUUGGCUAAGGGAAGGUGUCUGCGAAGAAGCGGCAGCGGCCACUGUAGCGUAGGCAUGGCAGACUACUCAACAGUGCCUCCACCUUCUUCUGGCUCAGCUGGUGGUGGAGGCGGCGGCGGCGGUGGUGGGGGAGUUAACGAUGCUUUCAAAGAUGCGCUGCAGAGAGCACGGCAGAUUGCAGCAAAAAUUGGAGGUGAUGCUGGUACAUCACUGAAUUCAAAUGACUAUGGUUAUGGGGGACAAAAAAGACCUUUGGAAGAUGGAGAUGGCUCUUGGACAAGUCCGAGCAGUACAACACACUGGGAGGGAAUGCCCUCUCCUUUUAAAGAUCAACCAGACGCUAAGAAAGUUGCUCCUCAAAAUGACUCUUUUGGAACACAGUUACCACCGAUGCAUCAGCAGCAAAGCAGGUCUGUAAUGACAGAAGAAUACAAAGUUCCAGAUGGAAUGGUUGGAUUUAUAAUUGGCAGAGGUGGUGAACAGAUUUCACGCAUACAACAAGAAUCUGGAUGCAAAAUACAGAUAGCUCCUGACAGUGGUGGCCUUCCAGAAAGGUCUUGUAUGCUAACUGGAACACCUGAAUCUGUCCAAUCAGCAAAACGAUUAUUGGACCAGAUUGUUGAAAAAGGAAGACCAGCCCCUGGCUUCCACCAUGGUGAUGGACCAGGAAAUGCAGUUCAAGAAAUCAUGAUUCCAGCUAGCAAGGCAGGAUUAGUUAUUGGAAAGGGGGGAGAAACUAUUAAACAACUUCAGGAGCGGGCUGGAGUUAAAAUGGUUAUGAUUCAAGAUGGACCUCAGAACACUGGUGCUGACAAACCUCUUAGGAUUACAGGAGACCCAUACAAAGUACAGCAAGCCAAGGAAAUGGUGUUAGAGUUAAUCCGUGAUCAAGGUGGUUUCAGAGAAGUUCGAAAUGAGUAUGGGUCAAGAAUAGGAGGAAAUGAAGGGAUAGAUGUCCCCAUUCCAAGAUUUGCUGUUGGUAUUGUAAUAGGAAGAAAUGGAGAGAUGAUUAAAAAAAUACAAAAUGAUGCUGGUGUUCGAAUUCAGUUUAAGCCAGAUGAUGGAACAACACCUGAUAGAAUAGCACAAAUAACAGGACCUCCAGACCGAUGUCAGCAUGCUGCAGAAAUUAUUACAGACCUUCUUCGAAGUGUUCAGGCUGGUAAUCCUGGUGGACCUGGACCUGGUGGUCGAGGAAGAGGUAGAGGUCAAGGCAACUGGAACAUGGGACCACCCGGUGGACUACAGGAAUUUAAUUUCAUUGUACCAACUGGGAAAACUGGAUUAAUAAUAGGAAAAGGAGGUGAAACCAUAAAAAGCAUAAGCCAACAGUCUGGUGCAAGAAUAGAACUUCAGAGAAAUCCUCCACCUAAUGCAGAUCCUAAUAUGAAAUUAUUUACAAUUCGUGGCACUCCACAGCAAAUAGACUAUGCGCGGCAACUUAUAGAAGAAAAGAUUGGUGGUCCAGUAAAUCCUUUAGGGCCACCUGUACCCCAUGGGCCCCAUGGUGUCCCAGGCCCCCAUGGACCUCCUGGGCCUCCAGGGCCUGGAACUCCAAUGGGACCAUACAACCCUGCACCUUAUAAUCCAGGACCACCCGGUCCUGCUCCACAUGGUCCUCCAGCUCCUUAUGCUCCCCAGGGGUGGGGAAAUGCAUAUCCACAUUGGCAGCAACAGGCACCUCCUGAUCCAGCUAAGGCAGGAACGGAUCCAAAUUCAGCAGCUUGGGCUGCCUAUUAUGCUCACUAUUAUCAACAGCAAGCACAGCCACCACCUGCAGCUCCUGCUGGUGCACCAACUACAACCCAAACCAAUGGACAAGGUAACUAUGGAGAUCAGCAGAAUCCAGCUCCAGCUGGACAGGUUGAUUAUACCAAGGCUUGGGAAGAGUAUUACAAGAAAAUGGGUCAACAAGGGCAGACACAAGAUUAUUCAAAAGCUUGGGAGGAAUAUUACAAGAAGCAAGGUCAAGCUGUUCCUGCUCCUACUGGUGCUCCACCAGGUGGUCAGCCAGAUUAUAGUGCAGCCUGGGCUGAGUACUAUAGACAACAAGCAGCCUACUAUGCCCAGACAAGUCCCCAGGGAAUGCCACAGCAUCCUCCAGCACCUCAGGGCCAAUAAUAAGAAGUGGACAAUACAGUAUUUGCUUCAUUGUGUGGGGGAAAAAAACCUUUGUUAAAUAUAUGGAUGCAGACGACUUGAUGAAGAUCUUAAUUUGUUUUUGGUUUAAAAUAGUGUUUUUUUUUUUUUGAAAAUGUACAAAAUAUCUAUCACUACUGAUAGGAGGUUAAUAUUUCUGUGUAGAAAUGAAAAUUGGUUUGUUUUUAGUAUUUAGUGUAGAUGUACACAUUCCAGCAAAUGUAUUUGCAACUAUUAUGUGGUCAAUGCUUUGUGAUAUAAAUGUACUUUUUCAAUGUAUACUUUCACUUUUAAAAUGCCUGUUUUGUGCUUUACAAUAAAUGAUAUGAAACCUCCUGUGUCGGUAAGUUGGAUAUGUGGGUAUUUAAAGGAUUCAUAAUUUCUUAGCAAUGAUAAAUUAAGAUACAUAUACACAAAUAUAUAAGCUUUCCCCAUGAAAUAUUAAUUGAGUUUUUAAACACUGGCAUGUUUUUUCCCCCUUGCAGUAUAGUAGUAGAUUGGAGGAUCUUUUCCAUUUAUUGUAUUUGGCUGUUUCAGCACAAGUAAUCCUGAUAUCUUCAUUUUUUUUUCCUUCUGUUUGAUUAAAACCUGCAUGUGUGUACAAUGAUCUUUUGGCAUACUUCCAUUGAAUUAACAGUGAAAUUUCCUUUUAUACAUGACCACUGUUUCAGAUCUGUACUGCUGCUAUAACAGUUAACCUUUCUGUUCUUAAUUUAAUAAUUACUUGAUUUCCAAGACUGUUUCAGCAUAACUAAUUUUAAACAGUUUUCGGAUAGUGAGUAUGAGUAGUCGAAUAAGAAGUUUUUUCAUGUAAAGAAACUUUCAAUGUAUACAAUAUUAGUGUGUUUCUUUUUAAAUUUAGGAUAGAAAAGUGAAUAGUAUGCAAAAAGUAUAGCUACAGUGCAUCUGCCAUUGCAACAUUAUUGGGGUAUGGAAAUGUUCAAGCUUUUUCCUUUUUUUUUUUUUUUUUUUUCUUUUUGCAGUAUAGAUAAGCUUUGUUUUGUAAAUGCACAAGUCCAAUCAUUGAAUCAACUUAAUUUUUUAUGUACUUGAAAUCACUUUAUUACUCUAUAACACUCAUGCUGAAGUUCUGAUAUUUUGUUGAAAUCCAUUGUUUACUCUUUGCAUAUUUGUUGGCUCUUUGCAUAUUAAUAUAUUAGACUACAUGCAAAUACAGUCUGUCUUGCCAUUGUCUGUUGAAGUGCAGGUUUGAUCCAGCCAGUAUAGAACUAGCUCUGUAGGGGUGAGGAGGACUGUGCUGUGUAUCAUCCUUGAUUGUGUUCCUUCAAGGAGCAUUGCACUGUAAGUACAUCAGAAUGACAAAUUGAUGAACUGCAACAGUAUCUUUUUGUCAAUGUUCCACAUAAUGUAAAUGCCAUACUUUGUGUGAAUAUUAUGUUGGAAUACAGUGCUGAUAUCUUGGAAAACCAUAACUGCUUCUUAAUUUAACAUAGAAUAAUACAUAGGUCUGUAUUUUUUUUUUAAGUGAGCUUAAUGGGUAAGUAUUUUUGAUAUGCUUUAGCUAUAGCUAAAGAAAACUGAUCAUUAAAAUUGAAUAGUAUUACUCAUUGGUGCUCCUAAAAAUAUUGUUUUUCAGUGUACAGUAUGCAUAUCUUCUAUAUUAAUAUGAAAGACUUGAAAUGUAUCAGACAGAAGUGGUUUUCAGUUUGCAAAUAUUAAGCAAUGUAGCAGUUUAACACCAUUUCAUAAGUAUAUAUUAAUUCUUUCAUUGGUGGGGAGCACCAGUUCUGACUAUUAAGGGAGAUGUACAAGGACAUAAAUGUUGAGAUUACUUACAGGGUAGAAGAUAGCAGUUCAGUUCAUUAUAGAUAUUUUGAAAUGUUUUUGAUUGUUUCAUAGAACCUGGAGUGACUUCCCUUGCCCUUAUUUAGAUAUGUAGUUCUAGUUUCAAGUUUAAUAGUAAAGGAGUUAGUUAUGUGUUAUCUUUAAGAGUAGGGUUAUUGACAUGAACAAUUUCAGUAUUUUGCAUGAUACUGUUUUAUAGAUGACCUUUUAGGAAAGUGGUGCAUUUAUUAAUUAAGCUGAAGAAAUAGUUCAGUUGGAUUCAGUUUCAUAACUCACAAAUUGGAGGCUGUUGAUUUUGAUUCAUUUAAGGUUUAAAAUCUUUAUUAAUUGCAAACAGUGCAAUUAUUUAUACUUCACAGUGCCUUCCCAGACCUUCCACCUUAGGUUCUGCUGCAAAAAGCAACAGGUAAGCACAACCUAAGGACAUAUAUAAAUAAAUAUUUCAGUACAUUAAUGUUGUCCCUGUGAGGUUUUUGUGGUUGUGUAAUUCAAAAGCAAUCUGCUACUGCUUCCCCAAAAUGUAUUUUGUUAUUUAUGCUACCAUUUCAGUGGAAAGUCUGUAAGUUGUUCAAACAACUGUUUACAUUUCUGGGUAAUGGUUUUUGGGGUUUUUUUGUGGUUUUGUUUUUGUUUUUUUUUUUUUGUUUUGUUUUUAAUGAAAAAAAAAAUGAUGAGUAGAUUGCUGCUGUAAUUGAACUACAUCCAAACUUUUUGUAAUCUUUUCCCAACUAUAGAAGGAUUGUUAAAAUUAAGAAAGAGCAAUUACAUAGUUUUCUAGAUUUAGGAAAUCACUUGAUUAGAAACUUCAACAGCCUUCACAGUCUUUUUCUGAUUGACAGGACAUUUUCUUUGCCCUCCAAAGCUAUGGAGUCUUUCUUUUUGUCUUAUUCUUGAAGUAUAAUAAUUCAGUAAGGACAUUAUGGGUCAGAGUUUUAUUCUAUGACCUUUUUUUUUUUUUUUUAGGCAAUUCAGUUUUCAUAAUUUUUAUAUACACUGAAAAAAGGAAAAAUUUAUAAGGAAUACUGGCAGUAUGUUUUUGUUAAGGCAUGUGCAUCAGUGAAAUGUUAACUGUAUAGCAAAUAACCUUUCAUAAUCUGUGUAGCAACCAGUAUUUUUCUGAUUUAUAAUAUUUUAAUAACUGACGCUGCAUUUAUUUUAAUUUUUGCCAGUUUAAAAUGUUUGUGUUCUUAUAAAUGAUUUUAACUGGUACAUAUUUUGAGUUAAGAUGAAUGUAUUUAAAGCAGCAUCAUAUCAGUUUUGUUUAUUCAAUUUCUAAAAUGUGCUGAUCCUUUUAAAAACUCCUGCUUAUCUCUGCAACAAAGAAAAAUAUUCAAAAAUACUGCCUUCAUUUUCACACACAGUGCUGAAGAUGCUGCAAGCACCAAAUCAUAGCUCAUAAAAUCAGGUCCUGAGAUAGUUACCCAUAAAGAGGAAUCCUUUGAGUGUAUGCCAUUGGUGAGCCGAUGAGCAUGGACCAUAGAAGGGCUCAAUGUAGAAGGUAAAAUUGGCAAAUCAUAAUUGAAAAAUAUGAAAUGUAUUCCCAUACAUAAUAUGGUAUAGGGUGUAAUGUACCUGCUUUUGAUCACUUUUCAUUUUAAAGUGCUAUUCGCUUGAUCUUAAAUGUUCCAUGAACUGUUAAAUUUUGUAAGUUAUGUAGUUACUGCACCACAUUUAUGUGUGUGUAUGUAUUGUUUUAAUAGAUGAUAGGUAUGUUAAGAAUGGUAAUAUAAAGGAGCUCUUUGAAACUAAAGAGCCUGUCAAGUUUUGGUUAGUCGUAGUUUGCAUUUUUAUAAAAUAUAGAUGAAUGCUAAUAGAUUUUGGGGCAUUGUUUCUAUCUCGAGAGUUUUUUUAUUCAUUACCAUAAGCCUUCUCUGAUUCUGCAUUUCUUUAAAAUGGCGCUAAUCUUAACCAUGAAAUAAAUGGAAAGCAGAAAAGGUGAGCCAGUUGACUUGAAUGCAAUGGAUGUUAGGAGUGGUAGAAACAAUGUUUAGAUUGAAAUUGAACUGAUUUAUUUUAUUUAGCACUUAAAAACUUGACAAUGUGUUUCGUUUUUAAAAGAUAUUUUAGUGUGGUGAGACGUAGAAUUCUUAUGGUUUCAUGUUUCUUUUAGAAAUGAAAAGUAUACUUUUACUUUUAAUUAAUGAAAAUGGUUUUAAUACUAAAACUAGAGAUUUAAUACUAGUUGUUUAUAAACAUUAUAAAAUAUUUCCUUAGUCAAGCACCUUGGUAGUUAAUUCAUAAGGGUGGGUUUGGGUAGGAGUAGCAGAGUACCUUAAGAGGGAAAUAGGAAUAUAUGCAGAAGUGAUAACAUUUGUUUGAAUACUCUGCCAGGAGAACCAGCUCUACCUGCAGACAUCUGUUGUCUAGAAUAAGGAUAUAGAAAUGAUCAAUGAGGAUGUCUUUUUAUUUUCUGAAAAUUCUGCCUCAUUUUAAAAUGUAUUUUAACAAUACCUAAAGAUAAUUUUGACUCUGAAAAUAACCUUAUUUUUUGUUUAGUCACUUGAGUUUUCUUGCCACAGUAUAAAUUUCUGAGGGAUUUUUUAAAUUGGUGCUUUUAAGAAGCAAAUCCCAAGGUUUUAUUUUCUUCAAUGAUAGCCCUAUAGAAACUCUUAAAUGUAUUUGCGCAUAUAUAUAUAUAUUUUUUCUUAUGCAUGCUCGAUGCAUUUUCGUCCUGAGAAAAGUGUUCUCUACAGAAACUACCCGUGUGUAAAAAGAAGAUUGGCUUAAAAUGGCUACUGUGAUGGGAACAGUGUCUUAGGGAGAUGCAGCUUGGACUUGAGGUAAAUUGAAUACUUUACAAACUGUGGUUUAGAGUUUGCUUUAAUGACAUUGUAUGUAAAAGGGCACGUGAUUGCUGUAAUUUUGUAUUGAUUAUGGUUUCCUCAAUAAAAAAAAUAAAUGUACAUUGAUCAAUAUUA